AUGGAGAACGGGGGUGAGAGGAGGGCGAUGGAGAAUGGGGGCGGGACGAUGCGGAGGUUUCCAGCCACGGAGUGGGUCAUGUGUUCCACGUGCUCCGGUUUUGUGCGCAGGAGGGGGCACAGAGCCGAGGUGGUGGAGGUGGUGAAGGAAGCCAAGAAGAUGUGGGACUUGAUGAAGGCGGUCCUGCUGCACGGGCCCCUCCAGGAGAGAGAGCCGGCUGAGGCGACGAAGGAGCAGUGGACGGUUCUGCAGAAGGGGAGGAUGAUUAUGAUGGAGACCAAGAAGUGCCCGACUUGUUCCGGUUCGCUGUUAGAGGCGUGCCCGACUAGCUCGAUGGAGGAAGGCAGCGAGUUCAUGGCUGUCCUUCCGUCGGAGGGCGGGGUGGAGAGGAAGAAGAUUGCGAUGGAGGACGAGGCGAUGGUGGCAGACGCCAGAUCGGAGCAGAAGUUGAAGCAAUCGAGGGAGGAGGGCAAGAGAUCUAGCAGCGGAUUGGAGGAGAAGAAGGCGAAGAGCGAGGAUAAGGAAGGCAGCGGAUCAAAGAAGAAGAAGGCUAAGAGAUCGAGCGAGAUGGAUGGCAGUGGAUCGAAGGAGGCGAAGAUGAAUGGCAGCGAAUUGAAGGAGGAGGCGAAGAUAGAGGACACCAUCAAAUCGGACGGCGUAGAUAGGAAGACUAAGAUGGAGAUUUUUAGGUACAAGAAGGCCUUCAAGAGUUUGAUCGAUCAGCCCCCUGUCAAGUUUCAAUGGGAGGUGGAAUCGGCUGUCGGAAAUAGGAAGACUAAGAUGGUGACUCAGAGGUUGGACAAGAAGUCCAUUCAUAUUUUCAAGAAUCAGCCCCCUCCCAAGCCCCUCAUCGACAAUUCGCUUUACGUGAACCAACGCAUGAUUGAUAUUAUUACUGCCCAUGAUGAGGUUGAUCGUGUGUUACUUGAGUACUUGCAAUGCCAUUCCUCCAUCAAGGGGUAUGCUGAGGUCCAGCUGGAGGUCACCGAUGGCGAAGGCGAUGACCACAAGUUGGUGUAG
Messenger RNA from Miscanthus lutarioriparius, 1020 nucleotides. Lineage: Eukaryota; Viridiplantae; Streptophyta; Magnoliopsida; Poales; Poaceae. The record is from the annotation of a GenBank genome assembly.